AUGCUAAUCCUACUGCAUGUGACGGAAGAUACCACCAUAGUCGAAAGUGUUGCUCCUCCCCAUUCUGCCAUCCCACCUCCUCGCCUUUCCGCCAUCCCACCUCCUCCCCUUUCCGCCAUCCCACCUCCUCCCCUUUCCGCCAUCUCUCCUCCUCGCCUGUCCGCCAUCCCACCUCCUCCCCAUUCCGCCAUCCCACCUCCUCGCCGUUCCACCAUCCCACCUCCUCUCCUUUCCGCUAUCCCACCUCCUCCCCUUUCCGCCAUCCCUCCUCCUCGCCUUUCCGCGAUCCCACCUCCUCCCGAGCCCGCCACUCAAACUCCUCGCCUAAACAGCCGUCCCACAUCCUCGCCUUUCGGGGUGAAUUGCCAUCCAAUUCACCUUCCCAUUCCCCCCCCCCCCCCCCCCCCCACCCUCCUUUUCAGCCAUCCCACGUUCAUCGCAUCCCAUCCGUCCAGUACCUCUUGUCCUCCCAUUCCCCCCUCGCACCAUUCCCUGCUACCACAUUCAUCUCAUCCUCUCAGCUCAUCCCAUUCCCCCCAUUCCGAACAUCCACCCCAUUCAUCCCAUCUCUCCCCGCUCAUCCCUUUCCCCCCAUCCCGUCCUCCCAUUCCAUUCAUCCCAUCACCCCCCGCUCAUCCCAUUCCCCCCAUCCCGUCCUCUUAUGUCAUGUAUCCCAUCCCCCCCCGCUCAUCCCAUUCCCCCCAUCCCCUUCCUCCCAUCUCAUUCCCAUCCCCCUCAUCCCCUUCCUCCCGUCCCAUUCAUCCCAUCUCCCCCCGCUCAUCCCAUUCCCCCCAUCCCCUUCCUCCCAUCUCAUUCAUCCCAUCACCCCCCGCUCAUCCCACUCCCCCCCAUCCUGUCUCCCCGUCAUGCUCAUCCCAUCCCCCCCCCCGCUCAUCCCAUUCCCCCCAUCCCCUUCCUCCCAUCUCAUUCAUCCCAUCACCCCACGCUCAUCCCACUCCCCCCCAUCCCGUCCUCCCGUCCCGCUCAUCCCAUCCCCCCCCCCCCCCCCCCCCGCUCAUCCCAUUCCCCCCAUCCCCUUCCUCCCAUGUUAUUCAUCCCAACACCCCCCGCUCAUCCCACUCCCCCCCAUCCCGUCCUCCUGUUCGCUCAUCCCCUCCCCCCCCCCCCCCCCCCCCCGCUCAUGCCAUUCCCCCCAUCCCCUUCCUCCCAUCCCAUUCAUCCCAUCUCCCCGCGCUCAUCCCACUCCCCCCCAUCCCGUCCUCCCGUCUCGCUCAUCCCAUCCCCCCCCGCUCAUCCCACUCCCCCCCAUCCCGUCCUCCCGUCCCGCUCAUCCCACCCCCCCCCCCCCCGCUCAUCCCACUCCCCCCCAUCCCGUCCUCUCGUCCCGCUCAUCCCAUCCCCCCCCCGCUCAUCCCAUUCCCCCCAUCCCCUUCCUCCCAUCUCAUUCAUCCCAUCACCCCCCGCUCAUCCCACUCCCCCCCAUCCCGUCCUCCCGUCCCGCUCAUCCCAUUCCCCCCCCCCCCCGCCCCACUCAUGCCAUUCCCCCCAUCCCCUUCGUCCCAUCCCAUUCAUCCCAUCUCCCCGCGCUCAUCCCACUCCCCCCCAUCCCGUCCUCCCGUCCCGCUCAUCCCAUCCCCCCCCCGCUCAUCCCACUCCCCCCAAUCCCGUCCUCCCGUCCCGCUCAUCCCAUCCCCCCCCCCCGCUCAUCCCACUCCCCCCCAUCCCGUCCUCUCAUCCCGCUCAUCCCAUCCCCCCCGCGCUCAUCCUAUUCCCCUCAUCCCUUUCCUCCCAUCCCAUUCAUCCCCUCUCCCCUCGCCCAUCCCAUUCCCAUCCCAUCACACCUUCCACCUCCCAGCCCGCCCACACCUUCCUCCUCCCAGCCCGCCCACACCUUCCUCCUCCCAGCCCGCCCACACCUUCCUCCUCCCAGCCCGCCCACACCUUCCUCCUCCCAGCCCGCCCACACCUUCCUCCUCCCAGCCCGCCCACACCUUCCUCCUCCCAGCCCGCCCACACCUUCCUCCUCCCAGCCCGCCCUCACCCUCCUCCGCCUUGCGUGCCCCUCCCAUCACACAUUCAUCGCCGUAA
Messenger RNA from Closterium sp. Naga37s-1, 2049 nucleotides. NCBI's taxonomy places the organism in Eukaryota, Viridiplantae, Streptophyta, Zygnematophyceae, Desmidiales, Closteriaceae. The record is from the annotation of a GenBank genome assembly.